CAAAUUAGUGUGGCACCGGGUGUAACCAACAAGCUAACGUUAGGCUAGUUAGGUGUAGCUAGCUAGCUGUAGUUUCUUGUCAGCGUACGCAGCUUUAUGAUUGACACUUAAAUGCACUGAGGGUCGCUAAAGAAACUCUUUGGUGUCACUUGAAUGUACAGUCGCUCUGCUUUUAUCGUCAACGUCGCUGCUUCGAUUGUUUUUCUUUUAUUAUCUCUUCCGUGUUGGUCACAUAGCUCAGUUAGCCUCUUUAGCUAACUAGGCACAGCGGCGUAUGGGUGUCAAAGUUAGCAGUGACUCCCCCAGUUGUCUGGUCGCUUGAUCUUAACAUUUCGGACACGUCAAGGUUCCCCAAAUCGGUCUCCUGUUUUUGGAGGCUGUGAUGUCGGAGCCCAAAACCCCAACACCCACUCCUGCUGGUGACACAUACAAAGGAUGGGUGUUCAAGUGGACAAACUACAUCAAGGGUUAUCAGCGGAGGUGGUUUGUCCUGAGCAAUGGGCUGUUGUCAUACUACAGGACUCAGGCAGAGAUGGGCCACACGUGUCGAGGCACGAUCAACCUGGCCACAGCGACUAUCACCGUGGAUGACGCCUGCAACUUUGUUAUCUCCAACGGUGGGGCACAAACGUACCACCUGAAGGCCAGCUGUGAGGUGGAACGUCAGCGCUGGAUCACUGCCCUGGAACUGGCCAAAGCCAAGGCGGCUCGCAUGCAGGCCGAGUCAGACGACUCAGGGGACGACUUUCCUCCAUCGUCCGCGCCAGCAGCACCGGGACAAGGCAGCGCAUCACAGAACUCAGAGGUCCAGUCUGCUCUGAGAACACUUGGAAGCAAAGUGGAGGAUCUCAGCACGUGCAAUGACCUGAUCUCAAAGCACGGCUCUGCCCUCCAGAGGUCUUUAUCAGAAUUGGACAGUUUGCGUCUGACGGGAGAGGCUGGGGACAAGAUUCGUCAGGUGACGGAGAGGGCCACACUGUUCCGUAUUACCUCUAACGCCAUGAUUAAUGCGUGUCGUGACUUCCUCGCACUGGCUCAGGCUCACAGCAAGCGGUGGCAGAAAGCCCUUCAGGCAGAAAGGGAUCAGCGGGUUCGGCUGGAGGAGACUUUAGAGCAGCUGGCCAAGCAGCACAACAACCUGGAGCGAGCGUUCAGAGGGGCUUCACAGGCGAACUCUACUGCAGACAAUAAAAGUGCUGCGGGUCCAGGAAAAGGUGAAGCCAGCGAUGAAGAUGACGACAAUGAGUUCUUUGAUGCCAUGGAGGAGGCACCUGAGUUCAUCACCGUACCUGCAGACCCACAGUUCCACAAAAGAUCAAGCAGUAACAUCAGCGGCUUCAACAGUGAAAUGUGUCCUGAUGAUCAGUCGCUCAACGAGGAACCCCUAGCGAUGAACCAGGAAUCCCCGUCUCAGGACUUAGUACCCUUAAAGAAGAGGCGGACGCGCAUCUCCGACAAACCCAACUACUCUCUCAACCUUUGGAGCAUCAUGAAGAACUGCAUCGGCAAAGAGCUGUCCAAGAUUCCCAUGCCUGUGAACUUCAACGAGCCCAUAUCCAUGCUGCAGCGGCUGUCGGAGGACCUCGAGUACCACGAGCUGCUCGACAAGGCCGCCAAGUGCCAGAGUUCCCUCGAGCAAAUGUGCUACGUGGCCGCCUUCUCCGUGUCCUCCUACUCCACCACCGUCCACCGCACCGGCAAGCCCUUCAACCCUCUGCUGGGAGAGACGUACGAGCUGGACCGCCGGAGAGAGAGUGGCUACCGCUCCCUCUGCGAGCAGGUGAGUCAUCACCCUCCUGCAGCAGCGCAUCAUGUGAUCUCUGAUCGGGGCUGGACUCUGAGGCAGGAAAUCACUGUUGCCAGCAAGUUCAGGGGAAAAUACCUCUCCAUCAUGCCCUUAGGCACAAUUCACGCAAUCUUCGAGAAAGGCAACAAUCACUACACAUGGAAGAAAGUCACCACCACGGUGCACAACAUCAUCGUCGGAAAACUGUGGAUCGACCAGUCAGGGGAGAUCGACGUGGUGAACCACACCACCGGAGACCGCUGCCACUUGAAGUUUGCUCCUUACAGCUACUUCUCCAGAGACGUGGCCAGGAAGGUGACCGGCGUUGUAAUGGAUAAGGAUGGCAAAGCCCACUACGUGCUGUCGGGCACAUGGGAUGAGAAGAUGGAGUUUUCUCGGGUGAUGCAGAGCAGCCGCGGAGGGGAGAACGGCACAGAGGGCAAACAGAAGACGGUCUAUCAAACCCUCAAAGCCAGAGAGGUGUGGAGGAGGAACCCUCUUCCCGACGGAGCGGAGACCAUGUACUACUUCACUGCCCUGGCGCUGACCCUGAACGAGCUAGAGGAGGGCAUGGCGCCCACCGACAGCCGGCGCCGGCCCGAUCAACGCCUAAUGGAGGAGGGCCGCUGGGACGAGGCCAACUCGGAGAAGCAGCGGCUAGAGGAGAAGCAGCGCAGCGUCCGGAGGGAGAGAGAGAGGGAGGCCGCCAGCCAACGCACCUCCAGCCAAUCAGAAGAAGCUGUCGAGGAGGAUUCUGUUACUGAUCCCUCCUUAAAAUGCGCACCUCAUGAAAACUACCAGGCACUUUGGUUUGAGCGCUGUGAGGACCGCAUCACAGGUGAGCCAGUCCAUAUCUAUAAGGGAGGCUACUGGGAAGCCAAGGACCGGGGCAGCUGGGGAAGGCUGUCCUGAUAUAUUUUGACCUUAGCAUCGACUGCAAGGUUCCCUGAAGAGACUGAUCCAUCAAAGCCGCCUGGUGGACGGCUUCCACCAACGGCCAGGCUCGUCACCCACCACACAUGCUCCCUCCAGUGGCUCUCUGUUCUAAGAGAUCUCCAGGACGGUCUCUGCUGUCUGCAACCGGAGGUGGGGCCUCCUUAAUCCUGUUCUGGUUCUUGUCUCCUUAAUGCUGUCACAUAUCUGAGAUGAAUUGUUGAAGUUCUGCUGCUUUGACCCGGGUCAGGCAACAAGGUGAAAUGGGAAGUGCUUCCAAAAUCUACAGUAGCCGCUCAGUGAAAGUCUUGUUCAUUCUCUGAGUAAGAGCAGAAGAGGUUUUUAUGCUGAUAACACCAUGUGAGAUAAUGUAGUGUUCUUAUUGUCAUCCACAGCUUUGUGUGCUUUGGUUAUAACUCUAAAAACGGGGUAAGAUCUUGGUAAUAUAUACAUUUCUAUAUAAAUAUGUUUAGAAUAAUUUCAUUGAACUGUCGACUGGUGGCCUUCAAGACCUUAGCGAGGAUUUCUUGUUUUUCUCUCUGAUUUAGUGUCUUAAUGUAAUGAAGUGAAGGUUCUACUGUGCUCGUGUGUAUGAUGCAUAUCUGCUCUUCCAUCACUUUACUACUCUGCCUUUGUGCAGUAUACUGUGUUAAAAAAAGAAAAAGAAGAAACAAACGAUUGUGGAAAAUAAUGGUUAAACCUCCAUGCUGUUAUUUUUUUGUAGUUAAGAGUCCCCCCACCCCCCCCACACCUAUUCUCUACGCCUUAGAAAUGAGCAAGCUGCUCAUGCUUGUAUUAAGAUCACAUCUGAGUGGAUUUGACGCCGACGUUAAUUGCUGUUUUUGUUGUACAAAAAAAUGAAACUUUGAGGAAAUAGUAAAAAAAAAAAACAAGGUGCAAAAUGCCCCCAAAAAGCUUGUUCCUUAAUUAUGGCACAUUUAUCAGUUAACGAAUCAAUCCCUUUUCACAGGAUCGGAAUAAUGUUUAGUCUUUUCACAGAGGAUAACGGAGUAUCAUGGCAGUAAAAUGGUUUUCAACAGUGUCGUGUUUAAUAGUGUUGAGGGUAACACAUUCAUAUGAGCAAAGAAACAAGUGUUAAUACAUUAUGCAAGUACAUUUUGACACCAAAUACAUGGGAUAUAAUGUGUGUGUGUGUGUGUGUGUGUGCGCCCGUGUGUGUGUGUGCGCGCUUGUUUGUGAUAUUCAUAAUUUUGUUUGUAAGUGUACUUAAAAAUGAAGAAUAAAGAAACAAAGAAGCAUCGCAAAUAACUAUGAUUUUAUAAAUGUAUAGAAAUUCAUAUUAUAGUAUUGAUGACUGUAAGGUAGGAUUUUUUUUUUUUUUUUUUUUUUGGGGUUCCUCUCGCACUAAUGGAAGAGGACUUUCUUCAUUUUGAGAAAAAAGGGAGUUUCCAAACUUAACCCAGAUGGGAGACAUGACAUUGUUCAGUAUUUUGUAUUAACAAAGAAAAAUAAUCUGUAAUAAACAAAUGCUGUGAUGUCAAACAAAAAAAACGC
This is a messenger RNA of Labrus bergylta (ballan wrasse), 4234 nucleotides long. Its product is annotated as oxysterol-binding protein 1. Gene Ontology annotation, cellular component: perinuclear endoplasmic reticulum; cytosol; intracellular membrane-bounded organelle. Gene Ontology annotation, molecular function: sterol binding. Lineage: Eukaryota; Metazoa; Chordata; Actinopteri; Labriformes; Labridae. The record is from RefSeq and is a predicted model, not a curated record.